GAGGAGGAGGAGGAGGAGGCAGAGGCGGCGCGGAGGCGCCCGGGAGGGGCCAGCGCCAGCCCGAGCCUCUGCACAAAGUGAAACUCCUGGAAGUUGCGGGCGCGGGAAGCGUGGCGGACGCGGCCCGGGCGCCCAUGGCUCUGAGCAAAGGGCUGCGGCUGCUCCGGCGGCUGGAGGCCGCGGGCGACAGCAGCGUCCUGCUGGAGGCGCGUGGCCGCGGGGACUGCCUGCUCUUCGAAGCCGGCACGGUGGCCACACUCGCCCCGGAGGAGAAGGAGGUCAUCAGAGGCCAGUACGGGAAGCUCACGGACGCUUACGGCUGCUUGGGGGAGCUCAGGCUGAAAUCCGGUGACGCGUCCCUGAGCUUCCUGGUUUUGGUGACGGGCUGCACGUCUGUGGGCAGGAUCCCGGAGGCCGAGAUCUACAAAAUCACCGCCACCGACUUCUACCCGCUGCAGGAGGAGGCCAGGGAGGAGGACCACCGGCUCUCGGCCCUCAGGAAGAUCCUCAACUCGGGCGUCUUCUACUUCUCGUGGCCCAGCGACGGGUCCCGCUUCGACCUCACCGUCCGGGCGCAGAAGCAGGGCGAUGACAGCCACGAGUGGGGGGACGCCUUCUUUUGGAACCAGCUGCUGCACGUGCCCCUGCGGCAGCACCAGGUGAGCUGCUGCGACUGGCUGCUGAAGGUCAUCUGCGGGGUGGUGGCCAUCCGCACGGUGUACGCCUCGCACAAGCAGGCCAAGGCCUGCCUCAUCUCUCGCAUCAGCUGCGAACGCGCCGGCGCGCGCUUCCACAUCCGCGGCGUGAACGACGAUGGCCACGUGUCCAACUUCGUGGAGACGGAGCAGACGAUCUACAUGGAUGACGGCGUGUCGUCCUUCGUCCAGAUCAGAGGCUCCGUCCCGCUGUUUUGGGAGCAGCCAGGGCUGCAGGUCGGCUCCCACCAUCUGAGACUCAACAGAGGCCUGGAAGCCAACGCCCCUGCUUUCGACAAGCAUAUGGUCCUGCUGAAGGAGCAGUAUGGGAAGCAAGUGGUCGUGAACCUGCUGGGGAGCAGAGGCGGUGAGGAGGUGCUCAACAGAGCCUUCAAGAAGUUGCUCUGGGCUUCCUGCCACGCCGGCGACACGCCUAUGAUCAACUUUGACUUCCAUCAGUUUGCCAAAGGCGGGAAGCUCGAGAAGUUGGAGAACCUCCUGAGGCCCCAGCUGCAGCUCCACUGGGAUGACUUCGACGUGUUCACCAAGGGCGAGGGGGUGAGUCCACGUUUUCAGAAAGGCACCCUGCGCAUGAACUGCCUCGACUGCCUGGACCGGACCAACACCGUGCAGAGCUUCAUCGCGCUUGAGGUCCUCCACCUGCAGCUCGAGAGCCUGCGGCUGAACUCGAAGCCCAUCGCCGACCGCUUCGCGGAGUCCUUCAGAGCCAUGUGGUCGCUGAACGGGCACAGCCUGAGCAAGAUGUUCACGGGCAGCCGGGCCCUGGAGGGGAAGGCCAAGGUGGGGAAGCUGAAGGACGGGGCCCGGUCCGUGUCCCGCACCAUCCAGUCCAACUUCUUCGACGGGGUGAAGCAGGAGGCCAUCAGGCUGCUGCUGGUCGGGGACGUCUACGCCGAGGAGUCCGCGGACAGAGGGAGGGUGCUGCUGGACAACGCGGCCCUGCUGGUGACCCCCAGGAUCCUGAGGGCGAUGCUGGAGCGGCAAUCGGAGUUCACGCACCUCAAGCAGAUCCGCGUCGCUGUGGGGACCUGGAACGUGAACGGCGGGAAGCAGUUCAGGAGCAACCUCCUGGGGACGGCCGAGCUGGCCGACUGGCUGCUGGACUCGCCCAGGCUCUCGGGCGCCGCCGAACCCCAGGACGACAGCAGCCCAGCCGACAUCUUUGCCGUGGGGUUCGAGGAGAUGGUGGAGUUGAGCGCAGGGAAUAUCGUCAAUGCCAGCACCACCAACCGGAAGAUGUGGGGCGAGCAGCUGCAGAAAGCCAUCUCGCGCUCUCACCGGUACAUUCUCUUGACCUCGGCGCAGCUGGUGGGCGUCUGCCUUUACAUCUUCGUGCGCCCCUACCACGUGCCGUUCAUCAGGGACGUGGCGAUCGACACGGUGAAGACGGGCAUGGGAGGCAAGGCCGGCAACAAAGGGGCCGUGGGCAUCCGCUUCCAGUUCCACAGCACCAGCCUCUGCUUCGUGUGCAGCCACCUGACGGCCGGGCAGUCCCAGGUGAAGGAGAGGAAUGAGGACUACCGGGAGAUCACGCAGAAGCUGAGUUUCCCCAUGGGGAGAAACAUCUUUUCUCACGACUACGUGUUCUGGUGUGGCGAUUUCAACUACCGCAUUGAUCUCACGUACGAAGAAGUCUUCUAUUUUGUGAAACGCCAAGACUGGAAGAAGCUUCUGGAAUUUGAUCAGCUGCAGCUGCAGAAGUCCAGUGGAAAAAUCUUCAAAGACUUCCACGAAGGCACCAUUAACUUCGGACCCACCUACAAGUAUGACGUCGGCUCCGCGGCCUACGACACCAGCGACAAGUGCCGCACCCCCGCCUGGACAGACCGGGUCCUGUGGUGGAGGAAGAGGCACCCCUUGGACGGGACAGCCGGAGAAGUCAACCUCCUGGACAACAACCUGGAUGCGGACUCCAAGGUCAGACACACCUGGUCUCCCGGCACCCUCAGGUACUACGGCCGAGCAGAGCUGCAGGCGUCCGAUCACAGACCCGUGCUGGCCAUCGUGGAGGUGGACGUUCAAGAAGUGGACGUGGGUGCCCGGGAGCGGGUGUUCCAGGAAGUGUCCUCUUUCCAGGGCCCGCUGGACGCCACCGUCGUCGUCAACCUGCAGUCGCCGACCUCGGAGGAGCAGGCCGAGUUCCCCGAGGACGUGCGCACCGAGCUCAUGCAGACCCUGGGGAACUACGGCACCAUCGUUCUUGUCAGGAUCAACCAAGGGCAGAUGCUGGUGACUUUCGCAGACAGCCACUCGGCGCUCAGCGUCCUCGACGUGGACGGCAUGAAGGUGAAAGGCAGGGCAGUGAAGAUCCGGCCCAAGACCAAGGACUGGCUCCAGGGCCUGCAGGAGGAGAUCGCCCGCAAGCGGGACAGCGUGGCCUCCAUGUCGCCCACGGCCAACUCCUGCCUGCUGGAGGAGAGCUUCGACUUCACGAGCUUGGACUACGAGUCAGAAGGGGACAUUCUCGAAGACGAGGAAGACUAUCUGGAUGAAAUAAGCCAGGCCCUGGUCUCGGACAGUGACCUGGCGGGGGACGACCUUUCCGACGCCUCCGGCUCCACGGCCGCGGCCCCGCCCAGCAAGUCCCCUGCGCUCACCAAGAAGAAGCAGCACCCAACCUACAAAGCAGGCUUCAUGGUGAAAAAGUCGGCCUCAGACGCAUCCAUCUCCUCCGGCACCCACGGGCAGUACUCGAUUCUGCAGACGGCGAAGCUUCUGCCGGGAGCGCCUCAGCAAGCGCCCAAGGCUAGGACUGGGAUAAGCAAACCCUACAACGUCAAGCAGAUCAAAACUACCAACGCUCAGGAGGCGGAAGCAGCGAUCCGGUGUCUCCUGGAAGCCAGGGGAGGCUCGCCAGGAGAAGCCCUAGACGCCACGGCCCUGAGGGACCAGGGGCCUCCCAAACCAGAGCCCGCCGCGGGGGCGGCCCCGCCCCUGCCCCGUCGGCCAGCACCCAGAGUCCCUGCCAUCAAGAAGCCAACCUUGAGGAGGACCGGGAAGAUUGUGUUCUGCUCUCGCUCCCAAGCUUCCCAGCCUUGCUUGCUGCUGCAGAGACAUGAGUUUGUCAGGACGGUGGCGGCCCAGAGACUGGCGCCUCUAGAGGCAUCUGGAUCUUCCGUUUGACCUCAGGGUCCUGGUGCCGGACGCUCGCCCACGUCACCAGAAGAACCACCAGGGCAACAGCCGGUCCACUUUACCAUCGGGCCCCCCGAGACGAGCCCUGAAGCCCCUCCUCUCGUGGCAGCCCCUCCUGUCCCCAAACCAAGAACACUGCAUCCUGGGAAAGGUGCCGAGAGCGGGCCCCGCGUGGAAAAGCCAGCAGAGGAUGAGGCCCCUUCCGCCGUGGCUUCCCUCCUGGAAGUCCCGCCCCUUGUGCCCCAGGCGCCCCCGAGGAGGAAGAAGUCCGCCCCCGCAGCCUUCCACCUGCAGGUUCUGCAGACACGCAGCCAGCUGCUCCAGGGGCUCAGCGGUGGCGGCCCCCCUGCGCACCAGCCUGACCGGGGCACGCCCUUUCCACAGCCGGCUUUCCCGGGCCCUUCGUCCGCUGCAAGCCCCGAGACCGAUGGCCCCAAGGGCCCGAAGCCAGAGGCGGCCCCCCUGCUGGGCAGCUGUCAGGACCCCUUCUGGAGCCUUCUCCACCACCCCAGCCUGCAGAACAACACCUGGCUCUCCAAGAGCUCUGACCCCCUGGACCCGCGGACCAGGAACCUCGGAAGGGUGCACACAGCCCCACCGCAACUCAGCGGCUCAGCUGCCAUAGAGGGGGGGCCGCCGCCAGAGCCCCGGCAAAAAGACUUGGGUCACUGGGCGGCCGUCAGCGACAAGGACAAGAGGACGGUGCUGGAGGUGUUCGACCCGCUGGCGGAAACCUGAGCGGGAGCCGCGGACGGCGCCCUCGUGGAACGUGCGCCUUCUUCCCUCCGGCACCGCCGUGCACAUCCAGCCCCCGGGGCCUCGCCACCCUGGCCAAAAGCCCCCCCUGCCUAGGGCACGCUGAGAAGACACCCCUCCCUGUCACUCUCGUGCCCUGUGCGAGAGUCCUGCCUCGCGCUCCGCAAGGUGACGCCGCAGCCCCCGGGAAACGCCUCCUUCCGGACUUGCGCAGUUCGGGUUCCCUCUCGGGGGUGCGGGACGCUGCCCGUUGGAGUCCGCGUGCGGGUUUUAGAAAGCGGACUCGGCGGAGGGUGCCUGAGAAGUUCCCUCCCGUCGAAUUUUAAAAGGCUGUUCAAUGUAUGCGUGUACGCGGUGUUUCUUCAUUUUGUCUGCGCUUCGCAGGUCGGGGUGGUGUUCGGGCGCCACCUGGAGGCUGGUGCGGAAAGGAAGGGUCGCACGGAGAGGGGGUGGGGACCAGUAGGAGCCGGCCCUGGCCACUGACACCGGGUUUAAAAAAGUCAGAGUGGCAUCACCUAGGUCAGCCAAGCCACUGGGCCGUCCGUUCCCUGUGUGAGCCCUGGGGUUGACUUAGGUACUCGGGUGUUAACCCUGACCGUGCGGGAGACGGUGUCCACACUCUCUGGGUUCUGGAGCCUUUGCCAUUAGCUUGACCUGAGCUCAAACCUGCUCAAGACUUCUGCAUCCUGUCUCAGAUGUGCGUGCCCCGUAAGCUGGUACUGUCCUCGGUACUGCCCUGGGGCGCCACUCCAGCCAGGUCUUACACUCUGUCCAUCCCCUUUUCCAGGGAAGUCGGGAAUCCUUUCCUUCCCGCACUCCGCAUACCUGGCGGAAGCACAGAUGGGAAGACUCGCCCCGGCGCUGAGGUUGGUCCUCACUGUUGCAACACGAUGAAUAUUUGCUUUAGGUCUGCCUGGCUGCAGAUAAUAUUUACGUCCCUUUACGUCCGAAAUAUUUACGUCCCUUUACGUCCGAAACCCCAGAACAAGCAUUUCUUGGUUUGCUUCUCCAUAUGUGUCGUUAGGUUUAUCUUUUGCCUACGUUUUUUCUGUGUGUCUCCAACACCAUUCUCGCCUGUUAAAUCAUUUAAAAAGACAUCACUGUACUCUUCUGCAUUCUAAAAAUAAUGCUAUAAGGUCUAGAGUAUCAUUUGGAGCAGAUACAGUUUUGCUAAUAAGUAGUUGACUGGCAAGAUCUCACCGUGUCCCGUGACUCUGCCACCCCUGCCGCGACCGAGGAACUCUUGUACAUGAUGCUGACAUCGGGACGGCAGUGACCAUCUUGCCCGGGGUCCCACUCUCUCUCUGUCACUCAGACCUCUGUGUUUUCAGAAUCAUUUCUCACUGCCACUCGCAAGACACACUGCCGAUUAUUUAAAUCUGGCACUCGAGACGAAACAAAACCGCCCCAUUGUCUCAGUUCACCUGAAAACUGAUCAAAGACAGAGGUAUGGAUGACCCAUGAGAUAAGCAGAGAAUCCUUGAGCUGAGGGGUCGUUCCUGGCCCCAGGUGAUUAGCAUACCAUCUGUAGUAAGUGCUUCAUCUACACCACUUUUCGCUCCGACCAAAUCAAACACACAACACGACCCGUGAAAGCGUUAGAGGGAGAAAGGGAGCAAGAUGGACAGUGGGCUCGGGGCAGCUCAGUGAUUGGCCGGCAUGCCGAGGGGGCACUUGGACCACGGAAGUGAAGAUGUUUUCAUCCAAAUGCACUUUUGUGCAUAACCUUUUCUCCCCCACCGCAGAGGAGACGGAUUUGAGAGCAGAAACCUGUGACGAGCAGUCGGGAAGGCAGGGUGAAGGGGCUCCCAUGACAGUUGCCUGCAGUGCUGGGAAUCGGCCCAGUUCUCGGCUUUCUUCUUUGCUCCAGAAAGCCAGCCGCCAGCAGCGGUGCAGAGAACAGGGUUUCAGCUCAGACGCAUGCCCGCCACAUGGGUGGCGCUUAAGAACCCGACGGUGGGUAGCGACACCCAGAACCGUGCCGACCUUGGGAGACAGGUCCCAGGAAAAAUGACAAGUAGUUUAACAUGAAGAAUUGACCGAAUGUUAUGUGAUCGUGGGUGUUCAAGGUUAGUGAACAGAUGGAGUUGUGCGUAUAGGGUUCUCACACCAACGUUCUCUAAAAAAAAAAAAAAAAGACGAUUGGAAUUCCUAUUCCGGGAACUCCUUAUUUUUUAAAUCAGCACUCGCGAGAUGGUGGGUUUCCGACGUUAGCAGCGGUCCGUUGAAUAACCUCGACAGCGAGCCUCUGCCAUCUUGGGGAUUUCAUUCUGUGGUUUUUGUAUUUUUUGUUGGAUGCCCCCACACAGGGCUGUCACUCGUGACCUUGUCGUUCAUUUCAUUACUUUUCCGUAAGACAUUACGGUUCACGGCAGAGUGUGGCAAACUCGGUACUUUACAAUCCAACACCAUCUCUAUCACUCAAGUUCCUGUUCUCCCUUUUACAACUUAAUCUGCAACUUCUUGCGUAUUUUUAAAAUCUGUUCCACUGAACGGCCCUGGCUGGUGUGGCUCAGUGGAAUGAGCGCCAGCACCUGCAAACCAAAGGGUCACGGGUUUGAUUCCCAGUCAGGGCACCUGCCUGAGUUGUGGGCUGGGUCCCCAGUAGGGGGCGUGCCAGAGGCAAUCACACAUGGGUGUUUCUCUCCCUCUCUUUCUCCCUUCCUUCUCCUCUUGCUAAAAAAUAAAAUCUUUUAAAAUUUGUUCCAGUACAUGAUUGAGAUUAAAACAUCUGCCUAAGCAAUUCCUGUAAAAGUUUUCAAGUUGUUGAAAUUCAAGACACUUAAUACAAUUCUCUCGACGUGUAUAAGCAAAGAAAUGCAUUAAAACAUUCUCUGAAUAAUGAAGUGAUUUCAUCAGAAAGGGGAACCACAAAAAUUAUUUAUUAACUGACUUGGCGAUUACUAAACACUUUGUAAUGUUUAUUUGAAGUGUUAGUUUGUAUUGAAAUUGUAAAAAAAAAACCUAUUAAAAUUUUUUUUAAUUGGGUUUCUUUCUUUUUAGAUACGAUAAACACUUUGGGGUGUCUUUUUUGGCCAGCCUUCUAUUCUGGAUGAAAUGUGACUCCUAGUUAUUCCUCUGUUUGAAUUUUUGGUUUUGGUUCUUUUUUUCAACCAUCAAACUAAGUUG
Phyllostomus discolor (pale spear-nosed bat) is the source of this 7736-nucleotide messenger RNA. It is a transcript of the gene SYNJ2, whose product is annotated as synaptojanin 2. The record is from RefSeq and is a predicted model, not a curated record. Bases 135 to 3839 code for a protein of 1234 amino acids. The transcript is spliced from 27 exons. NCBI's taxonomy places the organism in Eukaryota, Metazoa, Chordata, Mammalia, Chiroptera, Phyllostomidae. Gene Ontology annotation, molecular function: phosphatidylinositol-4,5-bisphosphate 5-phosphatase activity; RNA binding. Gene Ontology annotation, cellular component: presynapse; perinuclear region of cytoplasm. Gene Ontology annotation, biological process: synaptic vesicle endocytosis; phosphatidylinositol dephosphorylation; brain development.